AUGCUGGACCACGGAUCGCUUGACCAUUCCAAUGUUAAUGCUACCGACGCCCUGCGCCAUCGAAUGCGGCAUUCUGCGGCCCACGUCAUGGCCGAUGCUGUAUUGAAGGUUUUUCCGGAAGCGAAAAUGGGCAUCGGGCCCCCGACUCAGGACGGUUUCUAUUACGACUUCGACGUUUCCCGCCCUUUCACUCCUGAAGAUCUGGAAAGCAUUGAAAACUUAAUGCGACAAACAAUCGCUGACCGGCAGCCUUUCCUGAGAGAGGAGCUUAGUCGGAAAGAAGCCUUGGAUUUGUUUGCUGACCAGCCAUACAAGCUCGAGAUCAUCGGCGACCUUCCUGAAGAUACUACCCUCAGCAUCUAUCGCCACGGAGGCUUCAUAGACCUCUGCCAGGGCCCCCAUGUGGAUGGCACGGCGGAUAUUCAGGCCGUAAAGCUGUUGAAUAUCGCCGGCGCCUACUGGCGGGGCGACGAGCGCCGGCCAAUGCUGCAGCGGAUCUAUGGCACCGCCUGGGAAACGCAGCAGGCCCUAGACGAUUACUUGACAAGGCUGGAAGAGGCUGAACGCCGCGACCACCGCACGCUGGGCCGCCAGUUGGGCCUUUUCUCAGUGCAUGAGGAAAUAGGGCCGGGACUAAUUGUGUGGCAUCCCAAGGGCGGGGUAGUACGCUCUCUCGUGGAGGACUACUGGCGAGACAUCCACUACCGGCACGACUACAGCAUUGUGUAUUCUCCCCAUAUAGGUCGGGCCCAGCUUUGGGAGACCAGCGGCCACCUGUCCCACUAUCGGGACAGCAUGUAUGCGCCUUUGGAAGUGGACGAGCAGGAAUACUUCCUAAAGCCCAUGAAUUGUCCCUUCCACAUCAUGGUUUACAGGUCUUCGCUGAGGAGCUACCGGGAAUUGCCCUUACGAAUAGCGGAGUUGGGAACGGUUUACCGCUACGAGCGGAGCGGUGUACUCCACGGGCUUAUGAGGGUAAGGGGGUUCACCCAGGACGACGCCCAUAUCUUCUGCCUUCCGGAACAAGUGGAGUCCGAAGUGGGUGGGGUACUUGACCUGACGUUUGAACUGCUGGACGCUUUCGGUUUCACUGAUUUUUCCAUAUCCCUUUCCACAAGGCCGGAGAGCUACGCCGGCGAGUUGGAUCUGUGGGAGCAUGCUACCGAGUCCCUGCGUCGAGCACUGGAACAGCGCAGCCUGGUUUACGAUAUUGAUGAUGGCGGUGGAGCCUUCUACGGCCCCAAGAUCGAUAUCAAGAUUAAGGACGCCCUGGGUCGCGACUGGCAGUGCACCACGGUCCAGUUUGAUUUCAACUUACCUGAGCGGUUCGACCUUUCAUUCAUGGACUCCGAAGGAGGCCGGAGCAGACCCUUCAUGGUCCACCGUGCGAUACUGGGAUCACUUGAAAGAUUUCUGGGAGUUCUUAUUGAGCACUAUGCCGGUGCCUUCCCGCUGUGGCUGUCUCCCACCCAAGCAGUAGUAAUUCCCAUCGCCGACCGUCAUCAGGAAUAUGCGGAGUCAGUAAAGACCCGGCUGGAAUCCAAGGGUUUCAGAACUGAGGUAGACGGUCGCAGUGAGCGAAUGAACCUCAAGAUACGCAAUGCCCAGCUGCAGAAGAUUCCCUACAUGCUGGUUGUGGGAGACCGGGAACAGGAUGACGACGCAGUAGCCGUACGUACUCGUGAGGGAGGCAACUUGGGCGCCAUGCCGGUAACUGACCUGCUAAGCCGGCUGGCUGACGAGUUGGCGGGAAGAAAUGUUCAACAAUGCUAG
Geodia barretti is the source of this 1773-nucleotide messenger RNA. The record is from the annotation of a GenBank genome assembly. Lineage: Eukaryota; Metazoa; Porifera; Demospongiae; Tetractinellida; Geodiidae.